AUGCCAUCGACCUUACUUGAUGGUCUCCCUAACGAAGUUGCUCUCCAGUGCCUUGCACGGGUGCCAUUCUUGUUCCAUCCGAUGCUUCAGUUGGUUUGCCGUUCUUGGCGAGCAUCAGUUUGCAGUGGCGAACUUCUCAAAAUUCGGAAUCAGAUUGACGCGACAGAAGAGCUCUUGUGUGUGUUGGCAUUUGAACCAGAAAACAUGUGGCAACUUUAUGAUCCCCUACGAGACAAGUGGAUAACUCUCCCUGUCAUGCCAUCUCAGAUUAGGAACAUAGCCCGCUUUGGAGUGGCCUCAGUUGCUGGCAAGCUCUAUGUAAUUGGUGGUGGCAGUGAUCGAGUUGAUCCGCUUACUGGAGAUCACGACAGGAUCUUUGCAAGCAAUGAGGUUUGGUCUUAUGAUCCGCUCCACCGAGUGUGGUCCCAGAGGGCUCCAAUGCUUGUGGCUCGAGCGAUGUUUGCUUGUUGUGCAUUGGAUGGGAAAAUAAUCGUCGCAGGAGGCUUCACUAACUGCCGCAAAUCGAUAUCAAAGGCUGAGAUCUAUGACCCUGAAGCUGGCCUAUGGGAGCCUCUCCCUGACCUUCGUCUGGCUCACAGCUCUGCAUGUACUGGACUUGUCAUCAAGGGUAAGAUGCAUGUAUUGCAUAAAGGUCUAUCGACAGUGCAGAUUCUGGAAGAUGGUGGCAGUCAUUGGGCUGUUGAGGAUUUUUCUUGGCUGCAAGGCCCGAUGGCGAUGGUUGGUGGAGAGUUGUAUGUGCUGAGUAACAGCUGUAUUAUGAAGCAACGUGGUGAGAAUUUCCCUGAUAAGAUGGUGUCAUGCGCAUCUGAGUUCCAGAGCAGGAUCGGUUUCGGGAUGAUUGGUGUGGGUGACAACAUAUAUUUGGUUGGGGGAGUGAUUGGACCUGGGCCGAGAAACCAAUGCAUCAAGCCGCUAUCUGAUGUUGAUAUCUUGAACGUCACAAGUGAGAGACCAACCUGGAGACCAGGGUCACCGAUGACACAUUGUCGAGGGAGCAUCUGCGGCUGCGCUUUGUUGAGGAUUUAG
Messenger RNA from Miscanthus lutarioriparius, 1047 nucleotides. The record is from the annotation of a GenBank genome assembly. NCBI's taxonomy places the organism in Eukaryota, Viridiplantae, Streptophyta, Magnoliopsida, Poales, Poaceae.